AUGAAGUCUUCCGUCGCCUCCAUGGCCACGGCCAUCACCCUGGGCGCCUCGACCGUCCUCGGUGCCGCAACCAACCUCAAGGCCCGCGACAGCGAUAUCACCCCCAUCACUGUCAAGGGUAAUGCCUUCUUCAAGGGCAACGACCGUUUCUACAUGCGCGGUGUCGACUACCAACCCGGUGGUUCUUCCGACCUCAGCGAUCCUAUCGCUGAUGCUGAUGGUUGCAAGCGUGACAUCAAGAACUUCAAGGAAUUGGGCCUGAACACCAUCCGUGUCUACUCUGUCGAUAACUCCAAGGACCACGAUGAGUGUAUGAAUGCCCUCGCCGAGGCCGGUAUCUACCUUGUUCUCGAUGUCAACACCCCUAAGUACUCUAUCAACCGUGCCGAACCCGAGAUGUCCUACAACGAUGUCUACCUCCAGUACAUCUUCGCCACUAUGGAGAAGUUCGCCAAGUAUGACAACACCCUGGCCUUCUUCUCCGGUAACGAGGUCAUCAACGACGGCCCCUCCUCUAAGGCCGCUCCUUACGUUAAGGCCGUCACCCGUGAUAUGCGUACUUUCCUCCGCUCUCGCAAGCUCCGCGAGGUCCCCGUCGGAUACUCCGCCGCUGAUGUCGACACUAACCGUCUCGAGAUGGCCGAGUAUAUGAACUGCGGUUCCGAUGACGAGCGUAGUGACUUCUUCGCCUUCAACGACUACUCCUGGUGCGACCCCUCCUCCUUCACUACCUCCGGCUGGGACCAGAAGGUUAAGAACUUCACCGGUUACGGUCUCCCCCUCUUCCUCUCCGAGUACGGUUGCAACAUCAACACCCGUAAGUUCCAGGAGGUCAAGGCUCUCUACUCCACCGAGAUGACCCCCGUCUACUCCGGCGGUCUCGUCUACGAGUACACCGAGGCUGGCAACAAGUACGGUCUGGUCAAGAUCAGCGGUGACACCGUCACCACCAACAAGGACUACGACGCUCUCAAGACCGCCUUCGAUGGUACCAAGAACCCCACCGGUAACGGCGGCUACAACUCCACCGGCGGUGCCUCCGGCUGCCCCAAGAUGCAGAAGCCCAACUGGGAUGUCGACUCCGACUCUCUCCCUGCCAUGCCCGCCCCCGCUAAGAAGUACCUGACCGAGGGUGCCGGCAAGGGCGAUGGCUUCGCCGGCAAGGGUAGCCAGAACGCCGGUACCAAGUCCUCCGGCACUGCCACCCAGGGCUCUGGUGAGGUCGCUGCUGCUACUGGCAGCGGCUCUGCUGCUUCCAGCACCAGCUCCACCGGCGCUGCCGCUAGCCUCAAGCCUUUCCAGUUCAGCUUCGCCCCUGCUACCGUCGGCCUCGUCACUGUCCUGUCGACUGUCUUCGGCGCUAGCUUCAUCCUCCUGUAA
Messenger RNA from Penicillium hordei, 1380 nucleotides. It is a transcript of the gene gel1, whose product is annotated as 1,3-beta-glucanosyltransferase gel1. Bases 1 to 1380 code for a protein of 459 amino acids. Gene Ontology annotation, biological process: fungal-type cell wall (1->3)-beta-D-glucan biosynthetic process. The record is from RefSeq and is a predicted model, not a curated record. Lineage: Eukaryota; Fungi; Ascomycota; Eurotiomycetes; Eurotiales; Aspergillaceae. Gene Ontology annotation, molecular function: 1,3-beta-glucanosyltransferase activity. Gene Ontology annotation, cellular component: fungal-type cell wall; cytoplasm. The transcript has a single exon.